This is a messenger RNA of Python bivittatus (Burmese python), 1193 nucleotides long. It is a transcript of the gene MVB12B, whose product is annotated as multivesicular body subunit 12B. NCBI's taxonomy places the organism in Eukaryota, Metazoa, Chordata, Lepidosauria, Squamata, Pythonidae. The record is from RefSeq and is a predicted model, not a curated record. Gene Ontology annotation, biological process: regulation of epidermal growth factor receptor signaling pathway; virus maturation; viral budding. Gene Ontology annotation, cellular component: ESCRT I complex; late endosome.
CCUCUUCCUGCCUCCGCUCCGGUCCCUGCCCUGCCGGGCAAUGAAAAGCUGCUUCUGCCUGAAACGGGGGAGCCGCGACCAGCCGCCGCCAGCGCCCCGGGCAACAGAUCAAUCCACAAUGCCAGAGGUUAGAGAGCUCACCGAUGCUUUGCCCAACGUGCCCAUGGACCCCAUCACCGGCGUCGGCGUCGUCGCCUCCCGGAACCGAGCCCCUACCAAUUACGACGUCGUCACACAAACAGCAGAUGGCUUAGAUGCUGACCUUUGGAAGGACGGCCUCUUCAAAUCCAAGGUCACGCGGUACUUAUGUUUCACACGGACUUUCUCCAAAGAGAAUAGUCACUUAGGUAAUGUCUUGGUUGACAUGAAACUCAUAGACAUAAAAGAUACUUUACCCGUUGGUUUCAUUCCAAUUCAAGAAACUAUGGAUACACAAGAAACAGCUUUCCGGAAAAAGAGGUUGUGUAUUAAAUUUAUUCCACGGGAUUCCACGGAGGCUGCCAUUUGUGACAUCCGCAUCCUGGGCCGAGGCAAACAGACUCCUCCACAGUAUACAUAUAUCGGGGAAUUGAACAACAUGGGUAUCUGGUAUCGGAUGGGGAAGGUCCCUCGAAAUCACGAGUCGUCUCAGCCCACCACACCUUCUCCACAGGCACCGGCCACAACACCAGCUGCUAACCUUCCAAGGCAUAUAUCGUUGACACUUCCGGCCAGCUUCCGAGGGAAAGGACAUGGCACUCGGCCAGAUUUUGAGUAUCAGCACUCCAAUUUAUAUGCGAUUUCAGCGAUGGAAGGUGUUCCUUUUAUGAUCUCAGAGAAGUUUGCCUGUGCUUCUGAAGGGAUGCAACCUGUUGACCUCCUGGGCAUCACGAUUAAAUCUUUGGCUGAAAUUGAAAAAGAGUAUGACUACAGCUUCCGGACUGAGCAGAGCGCCGCAGCAAGGCUCCCUCCCAGCCCCACCAGAUGCCAGCAGUAUCCGCCCUCCUGAAAUCUCUCAACUCCUUGGAGUCUAACGCACACGUACUACUGAGAAGCGAAAGGAUCCUCCUCCUCGCUCUGUAACCUUUUCCCCAGCCCCUCCUGCCCCCGACAAGCAGUAUUAAUGGAGGCCCUUCCAGCAGAAGGGACAUGAAGCAUUGGUUUUUGUUCUUCCUCUCUCUAUUGGUCCCUCCCCCCCCCCCUUUGUACAAAAU